GCAUCAUGUUCUCCAACAAACGUACAGACGUAAUAACUACCAAGUUCUUGAGAAUGAGAUGGAAAACAGACCAUGUGAUCCCUCAAAUUCUCAUGCCUCUUUCCAAUCCCCACCCAAUUGUCCCCAUUUCAGAUAUUUUCCUCUACACACCCUUUCAUCUAUACGUAGACACACACAUACACACAGAUGAUCCCAUAAACAAUUGAAAUCCUGAGUCUUUACAAACAUGAAAUCUAAUGAGACGUGAUCCUAAAAUGAUUUAGUUUCCUGUUUUAUUUGUAUUUAUUUCAUAGAUUUGCUGUAUAUAUUCCUUAUCUCUCAAGGACUUGAUUCUUGCCUAGAAUAGGAAAUCCUUUGUGUAGACACCAAGCAAAGCAUUGUAUAUAAUUAUCACAUGAUUGUUCAAUGAAAAUCAUCGAGAAUAUUCAAAACCUUUCAUGGUAUCAAGAGCCUGAGACUCACAGUCCUCGAUCCUCAAUUUUCUUGUUCCCUGUCUUUUUUUUUUUUUUGUUGGCACCAUGGCUUCUUCCUCGUCUAUUGAUUUUCCUAGCGUUCAUCAUGUUAUCUCCAUUCGUCUCAAGUGUGAUAAUUAUCUGACGUGGCUUGCUCAAAUUGUUCCUAUCCUUCGCAUCUGCCGCUUGCUCAGCUUUGUUGACGGCACUUCUCUGUGUCCUCCGACCAUUCCUGACCCAAAUGCUAAGGCCGAUGAAUCUACUUUUCUGUCUCUCCUCCCCAACCCAGAGUAUGAUGAUUGGGUCCAGAAAUAUCAGCUUGUUUUCUCUCUCUCAUCAACGGUUCCUUUCACCAUGAAGUUCUCACCACCGUAGCUUCCAAGACCAUCGCUGUGACACUUGGGUAGCCCUUGAAACUCAUUUUGCUUCUCCGAAUCAGAAUCGUCUUCUUCAACUUCACAGUAACUUGCUUUGCACAACCUGUUGUGAAUCUUCCAUCACUGAUUUCCUUGAUCGUAUUAACUCGAUUGACGAUAACUUGGCUCUGGCAGGUGCUUUAGUUGCUGACUCUGAUCUCCUUGUGAUGGUUAUGAACAACGUUUGUCCUCUUUAUGAAAAUACCAUUGCCGCUACUCAAGCUCGUGAGAAACCCAUCAAUAUGCCUGAUCUUGAUGCUCUCCUCUUGUCUGCUGAACGUGGCCUGUAGUUAUCUUAUUCUCUGGUCAUGUAUUCUGGUGCGACAGCUAUGGAAGCUUCCCAUGGUGGUCUCGGUGGCUGUGAUUUUGGCGAUUGUGCUGGGUUUGCUGGUCAUAGUCCCGAUCUUCCCAACUCAUUCUCUCCCUCACGACUAGGUUUUACUUCUGGUCGCGGUUUCCCUGGCGCUUCCUAUGGCGCCUCUAGUCCUGCCUCACAUCAACAACAUUUUGGUAGCAAUAUCGAGCUGAGUGUUCUUGGCCCACCUCCUUCUGGCUCUACUGCUUCCUCUUUUGGGCUUCAUUCUGCCCCUAGGCCUCUUCAAUGUUUCAAUUGUCAUGGUUUUGGCCACAUCGCAGCUGUCUGUCCUUCCAAGACGUUUUCUGUGCCUUCUCCUCUGUCUCGUCUUCAAGACAUAACUGCUCAAUAUCCUUCACAUGGUGGCCAUCAACAGUGGGUUGAUGAUACCGAUGCAAACACUCAUAUUACCAAUGACCUGAGCUUCUUAUCCCUUGCUAAACAGUAUCAUGGUUCUGACAAUGUUGGAGGUGUGCUUGGUGGAACAGGUUCGCCUAUUAAAAAUAUUGGAUUUGGGGACGAGGAGGACACUUUCUUGGGCAAGAGUAGUAAUGGCCUAUAUCCCUUUUCAUUUACACCGAAUGAGUUUUUUCAAGUUUUGCGUGAUCGUGUUGCUUUACUAGGUGUCUAUGUUGACCGCUCUGUGUGGCACUCUCGCCUUGGUCAUCCUGCUUCGUCUACUUUGCAAUUUUUGUUAUCUCAUAAUAAAUUGCCAUCUUCUGGCUCUGUCUAGUUCUUUUUGUCAGUCAUGUACGUUGGGUAAAAGUGUUAAAUUACCCUUUAGUCCUUUUUAUGUCCUUUCUUCUCCACUGAAACUUAUUCACUCUGAUGUAUGGAGUUCUUCAAAUAAAUCUAUUUCUUAUUUUAAUUAUUA
Messenger RNA from Prunus persica (peach), 2097 nucleotides. RefSeq lists its product as uncharacterized. Bases 1177 to 1956 code for a protein of 259 amino acids. NCBI's taxonomy places the organism in Eukaryota, Viridiplantae, Streptophyta, Magnoliopsida, Rosales, Rosaceae. The transcript is spliced from 2 exons. Gene Ontology annotation, molecular function: zinc ion binding; nucleic acid binding. The record is from RefSeq and is a predicted model, not a curated record.